This is a messenger RNA of Diplodia corticola, 2709 nucleotides long. Its product is annotated as peroxisomal hydratase-dehydrogenase-epimerase. Bases 1 to 2709 code for a protein of 902 amino acids. The record is from RefSeq and is a predicted model, not a curated record. The transcript is spliced from 6 exons. NCBI's taxonomy places the organism in Eukaryota, Fungi, Ascomycota, Dothideomycetes, Botryosphaeriales, Botryosphaeriaceae.
AUGGCCGAACAGCUGCGCUUCGAUGGCCAGACCGUCGUCGUGACGGGUGCUGGCGGUGGCCUGGGUAAGGCCUAUGCCACCUUCUUCGGCUCGCGCGGCGCAAACGUCGUUGUCAACGACCUGGGCGGUUCCUUCAAGGGCGAGGGCAACUCGACAAAGGCAGCGGAUGUCGUCGUCGACGAGAUCAAGAAGGCCGGCGGCAAGGCCGUCGCCAACUACGACAGCGUCGAGAACGGCGACCGCAUCAUCGACACUGCGGUCAAGGCCUUCGGCCGCAUCGAUAUCCUCAUCAACAACGCCGGUAUCCUCCGCGAUGUCAGCUUUAAGAAUAUGAAGGAUGCGGACUGGGACUUGAUCAACUCUGUCCACGUCAAGGGUGCAUACAAGUGCGCAAGAGCAGCAUGGCCACACUUUAGGAAACAAAAGUAUGGUCGCGUCAUCAACACCGCGUCCGCAGCAGGCCUCUUCGGCAACUUUGGCCAGACCAAUUACUCCUCUGCCAAGUUGGCCCAGGUCGGUUUCACUGAGACCCUGGCAAAGGAGGGUCUCAAGUACAACAUUCUCGCCAACGUCAUUGCUCCUAUCGCAGCAAGCCGCAUGACCGAGACCAUCAUGCCUCCAGAUGUCCUGGAGAACCUCAAGCCCGACUGGAUCGUUCCGCUCGUUGCCGUCCUGGUUCACUCCUCUAACACCGAGGAGACUGGCUCGAUCUUUGAAGUGGGCGGUGGCCACGUUGCGAAGCUGAGAUGGGAGCGUGCCAAGGGUGGUCUCCUCAAGGCGGACAGCACAAUGACCCCCGGCGCUGUUCUAUCCAAGUGGAAUGAUAUCAACGAUUUCUCCAAGCCCGAGUACCCCACUGGCCCGGCCAAUUUCCUCGAGCUGCUCGAGGAGGCCCAGAAGCUUCCCGGCAACCCUCCGGCACAAAACCCCGACUUCAAGGGCAAGGUUGCGCUCAUCACUGGUGGCGGUGCUGGUCUUGGUCGCGCAUAUGCUCUGCUCUUCGCGAAAUACGGCGCCAAGAUUGUCAUCAACGACCUGGCUGACCCUGAUACUGUUGUUCAGGAGAUUCAGAAGCUAGGCGGCGAGGCUGUUGGCGUCAAAGCCUCGGCCGAGGAGGGCGAUACUGUCGUGAAGGCCGCAAUUGAUGCCUUCGGCCGCAUUGACAUUAUCAUCAACAACGCCGGUAUCCUCCGCGAUAAGGCUUUCGCCAACAUGGACGACAGCCAGUGGGACUCGGUCAUGAAUGUCCACCUCCGUGGCACGUACAAGGUUUCCAAGGCCGCCUGGCCUUACAUGCUCAAGCAGAAGUACGGUCGCAUCGUCAACACUACCUCCACCAGCGGUAUCUACGGCAACUUUGGCCAGGCCAACUACGCUGCGGCCAAGUGUGGUAUCCUCGGUUUCUCUCGUGCUCUUGCCCGCGAGGGUGCCAAGAACAACAUCUUCGUGAACACCAUCGCUCCCAACGCCGGUACCAACAUGACCCGCACCAUUAUGCCUGAGGAGCUUGUCCAGGCAUUCAAGCCUGACUACGUCGCUCCUCUCGUUGUUGCCCUCUGCUCGGACAAUGUCCCUGAGCCCACUGGUGGCCUUUACGAGGUCGGCAGCGGCUGGCAGGGCGCCACAAGAUGGCAGCGUUCCGGCGGCCACGGCUUCCCGAUCGACGUCAAGCUUACCCCCGAGGCUGUCAAGAAGGUGUGGCCCAAGAUCAUCGACUUCGACGACGGCCGUGCCGAUCACCCUACGGAGCCCAACGACAGUGCUGGCAAGAUCAUGGCGAACUUCCAAAACAGAAGUGGUUCGGCGGGCGAAUCCUCCGACGGCGACAACGAGUACCUCAAAAAUAUUGAGGAGGCGAAGAAGGCAAAGGCUGACGGAACCGAGUUCACUUAUGAUGACCGUGAUGUCAUCCUCUACAAUCUUGGUAUUGGCGCGAAACGUACCGACCUACCUCUCGUCUUCGAGAGCGACGAAAACUUCCAGGUCGUCCCGACUUUUGGUGUCAUUCCUCCCUUCAAUGCCACCGUUCCCUUCAGCAUGGCCGACGUGGUCCCCAACUUCUCGCCCAUGAUGCUUCUCCACGGCGAACAGUACCUCGAGAUCCGCAAGUUCCCCAUCCCGACGUCUGCCACGCUCGUCUCGUACCCGUCGUUGGUCGAGGUCGUCGACAAGGGCAAGUCGGGCAUCAUCGUGACGGGCACGGUGACCAAGGACAAGGCCACGGGCGAGGACCUCUUCUACAACGAAUCCACCGUCUUCAUCCGCGGCGCGGGCGGCUUCGGCGGGCCCAAGAAGGGCGCGGACCGCGGGCCGGCGACCAAGGUGCACGCGCCGCCCAAGCGCGCGCCCGACGCGGUGGUCGAGGAGCAGACAACGGAGGAGCAGGCGGCCGUGUACCGCCUCAGCGGCGACCGCAACCCGCUGCACAUCGACCCCGAGUUCAGCAAGGUCGGCGGCUUCGACACGCCCAUCCUGCACGGCCUGUGCUUCUUCGGCAUCGCCGGCAAGCACAUCCUAAAGACGUUUGGCGCCUUCCGCAACAUCAAGGUCCGCUUCGCGGGCACGGUGCUGCCCGGCCAGACGCUGCGGACGGAGAUGUGGAAGGCCGGCAACACGGUCGUGUUCCAGGUCGUCGUGAAGGAGACGGGGAAGCUGGCGAUUGCGGGGGCGGGCGCGGAGUUGCUGGGCGCGGAGAAGGCGAAGUUGUAA